AUGAAGAAACAUUUGCUUUCCCAAUUACGAGUUCCAAAAGUUAUAUAUACAACCGUUCCUGUAGAAUAUCCAGAUAUAUUUCUAGAAGGAGUUGUAACAAUAUAUAAUGUAACUGGUUGGGAAAAUCCUAUGGAUGCAUUUUUAGAUGUAAAUCCAAUACAUAUUCAACAAAUUGUUUAG
Funneliformis caledonium is the source of this 180-nucleotide messenger RNA. Lineage: Eukaryota; Fungi; Glomeromycota; Glomeromycetes; Glomerales; Glomeraceae. The record is from the annotation of a GenBank genome assembly.